Octopus sinensis (East Asian common octopus) is the source of this 1001-nucleotide messenger RNA. RefSeq names its product adhesive plaque matrix protein-like. The coding region runs from base 223 to 981 and encodes 252 amino acids. The transcript has 2 exons. NCBI's taxonomy places the organism in Eukaryota, Metazoa, Mollusca, Cephalopoda, Octopoda, Octopodidae. The record is from RefSeq and is a predicted model, not a curated record.
UCUCUUUCAAAUGUUUCUUUUCUUUUGCAGCCAAUACAUUAUGUUGGAAUUUUUUCACUGUUUCUGAAUUUAACUUUUGCAAUUGCUUCUUUAUAUUUUUGUUAUCGCUGUUCAGGAAUAGAGAAAAAUGCUGUCACAACACAAGGACCAGGGAUUAUACAUCUGCCAACUGAUAGAAAUGAAGCACUUAGACCUCCAGAAUACACUGCUUAUCCUUCAGAAAUGCCUCCACAAUACACUACUUCUCUUCCAGACGCCACUGAAGAACAUAAGCCUCCAGAAUACACUGCUUAUCCUUCAUAUGUUGUGGGAGCAGAAAUGCCUCCACAAUACAAUGCUUCUCUUUCAGAUGUCACUGAAGAACAUAUGCCUCCACAAUACACUGCUUCUCCAUUAUAUACUGCUGGAGCAGAAAUGCCUCCACAAUACAAUGCUUCUCUUUCAGAUGUCACUGAAGAACAUAUGCCUCCACAAUACACUGCUUCUCCAUCAUAUACUGCUGGAGCAGAAAUGCCUCCACAAUACAAUGCUUCUCUUCCAGAUGCCACUGAAGAACAUAUGCCUCCACAAUACACUGCUUCUCCAUCAUAUACUGCUGGAGCAGAAAUGCCUCCACAAUACAAUGCUUCUCUUCCAGAUGUCACUGAAGAACAUAUGCCUCCACAAUACACUGCUUCUCCAUCAUAUACUGCUGGAGCAGAAAUGCCUCCACAAUACAAUGCUUCUCUUCCAGAUGCCACUGAAGAACAUAUGCCUCCACAAGACACUGCUUCUCCAUCAUAUACUGCUGGAGCAGAAAUGCCUCCACAAUACAAUGCUUCUCUUCCAGAUGCCACUGAAGAACAUAUGCCUCCACAAGACACUGCUUCUCCAUCAUAUACUGCUGGAACAGAAAUACCUCCACAAUACAAUGCUUCUCCUCCAGAUGCAGAUGCUACAAAAGAACUAUGCCUUCAUCAACUACCCAAUGAAAGGGAAUAGAAUUUUCAUACUUUGUGCAA